AUGUUCGCCCGAGCAGCGAAAACGUCCAAUUCGGCAAGCGGGCCGGCUGCUGCCCCGUCCGGGAACAAUAGAGCGCACCCCUCUGCCGACCCGAAGAGGGCUCCAUUGGCCAAAUCUAUCCCGAACAAUACCUCUAUCAACGACUUCUACAGGCGACCUAUUUCAGGCACGUCGCAAGCUUCCACCUUCAAGCUACAACCGUCAUUCAACCCGCCUAAAUCUCGCCCAACGAUUACAAGCAAACCUCUCCAACACCGCUCGCUGAACGCGCCAUAUGUGGCCACGAAGGCUGUACAUUCGAACACCGGUAGCCUCGCAGCCCUAUACGGCAAAUCCGACUCGUUUACUGAGGAACCAUCCUUGGCCGCUGCUCGAAAAGUGUGCGGAUUGACAGAAGCAACUGAGGAGGAGCUGCGGGCACUCGGCGUCUGCCCAGACGAUUUUGCCGAUGACGAAAAUCUUGACCUUGAUAUCCCGUGUCCUUUGCCCCUCACAAAGAUACAUGAAGCACCUGCAGCAUCAGGUGCAGGCCCCAAACCAUCGCCUCCUCGCCCAUGCCAAUCACCCACGCUUCGCGCACCUCAAGAUGACUCGGCAUAUUAUGGUGCUCACGUAUCUUCCGUAUCUUCGAAACGUGCCUCUUCAGACAGUACAGCCACGACCUCACCACAGCCGUUGACAAAAAGGCGGAAAAUGCCAAACUGGUCAAAGACCCUACCGCAAGAAGCACCUCUUAGCUCUGUAAUGCCGGCGCCAAAACCUUUAGGAGCGAUGUUAGAUGCAACUGCCAGCGCAGUGAAGGUACAGAAGAAGCAGCUUAAGGGGCUAUCAAGAAAACAGACAACCGCUGGGUUGGAUAAUGGUGGCCACGCCGAAGCUAAAAGCUCGCGCGACCGUCUCAGCGAAGUGAGUUCCCUUCCGAAGCCGCCUGGGCCUUUGACGCUGAGCAAUGAGCAGCAGCAUGUCAAAAACCUAGUUUGCUUCAAAAAGGCAAGCGUAUUUUUUACAGGGCCGGCUGGGACAGGCAAAUCGGUCUUGAUGAGAGCAAUUAUCGAUGAUUUACGGACAAAAUAUGCGAAAGAUCCAGAGCAGCUCGGCGUCACAGCCUCCACUGGUUUGGCGGCUUGCAAUAUUGGUGGCAUGACGCUUCACAGCUUUGCUGGUAUUGGCCUUGGCAAAGAAGACCCAAAUACCCUCAUCCGCAAAAUCCGACAAAAUCAAAAGGCCAGAAACCGCUGGCUAAAGACCAAGACACUCGUUAUCGACGAAAUCUCCAUGCUUGAUGGAGACCUCUUCGACAAACUCUCUCAGAUCGGACGCACUAUCCGUAAAAAUGGCCGCCCUUGGGGUGGCAUACAGCUCGUUCUGACCGGCGACUUCUUCCAGCUGCCUCCGGUUCCCGAUCGAGAAAAGCGAGACGUAAAGUUUGCUUUUGAGGCCCUGACGUGGGGGGAUUCCAUCGACCACACCAUCGGUUUGACCGAAGUGUUCCGCCAGAAGGAUCCAGAAUUUGCACAGAUGCUCAACGAAAUGCGGCUUGGCCAGAUCAGUGAACAAACUGUGCAGACGUUCAAGUCAUUGUCACGACCUCUUCAAUUCGACGACGGCCUUGAAGUGACAGAAUUAUUUCCUACACGGCAAGAGGUUGAGAACUCCAACGAACGGCGCCUUCGCGGACUAAACCAAAAGUCCAUGUUCUAUGAAGCACUCGACACAGGAGAGCCUGCUCUACGUGAGAAGCUACUUCAAAACAUGAUGGCGCCGAAAAUGCUCGAACUUCGUGUCGGUGCUCAAGUCAUGUUAAUCAAAAACAUGGAUGAAUCUCUCGUCAAUGGUUCUCUUGGCACAGUCGAAAAAUUUAUGACUGAAAGCGAGUACAUCGAUCUCAACGCCAGUUCUGUACCUGCCGACCCCGAUAUCAAGAAGAGGACUAGUAUCUUGAAUAGUUAUCUUAACGGCGACACCUUAACAAACAAUGGCAAUGGGGGAGCCGGAAACAGUGGCCGUCUCUAUCCCUAUGUCCUGUUCCACGGCAUAGGCGGUUCUACACGCGGCAUUCUUAUACGCCCGGAAGAAUGGAAGUCUGAGCUGCCAAACGGUGUUGUCCAAGCUUCGCGCACCCAGUUGCCCUUAAUUUUGGCUUGGGCUCUUUCGAUUCAUAAGGCUCAAGGGCAAACGCUGGAGCGUGUUAAAGUCGAUCUUGGCAGGGUUUUUGAGAAGGGCCAAGCAUACGUUGCGCUUAGUCGAGCCACAACGAAAAGUGGUCUGCAAGUACUGAGGUUCGAGAAACACAAGGUGAUGGCUCAUCCGAAGGUUAUCGGAUUCUACGGCAAGUUGUCCAGCGCUGAAGCUGCUUUGAAGGGCAAGCACGGAAAUGCAUCUAUUCUCGCUUUUACCAAUCCGCUCCUGAAACAUAAGACGGCCACGGCUGCGUAUGGAACUGGUUAA
Molecule: messenger RNA, 2448 nt
Organism: Sporothrix schenckii 1099-18
Lineage: Eukaryota; Fungi; Ascomycota; Sordariomycetes; Ophiostomatales; Ophiostomataceae
Product: ATP-dependent DNA helicase PIF1
Exons: 3
Coding region: 1-2448 (815 amino acids)
Biological process (GO): telomere maintenance; DNA repair
Molecular function (GO): ATP hydrolysis activity; DNA helicase activity
Source: RefSeq, a predicted model, not a curated record